AUGGAGACACCUCAAGAGGUUGUCUUGGGAACUUUAGAAGAUUUGGGAGAUGAGGACUUUGAAAAAUGUAAGUGGCACCUGCAGCAGAAAGGGGCCCUUGAAGACUUCCCAGCAAUCGCAAAGAGCAAACUGGAGAAUGUAAACAGGAUGAAGACAGUGGACCAGAUGUUCUCGACCUACAGUAUGAACACCAUUAAUGUGACCAGAAUAGUUUUAGUGAAGAUGAAUCAGAAUGAGCUAGUGAAGAAUUUAUCAAACACUGUCUCAGAACCUGCAGAAAUUCUUGCUUCAUGCCAGCGAAAAGUUAAAUCCAACUCACAAAAGAAGUUCCAGUGUGUGUUUGAGGGGAUUGCUAAAGCUGGAAACAAAACCCUUCUGAAUAAGAUGUUCACAGAGAUCUACAUCACAGGCGGAGAUACUGCAGAGGUCAAUUUUGAACAUGAGAUCAGACAGAUUGAAACAGCAUCCUGGAGACCAGACAGACCAGAAACAACAAUCAUAUGUGAAGACAUUUUUAAAGCCCCACCUGGAAGAGAUGAACCAAUCAGAACAGUGAUGACAAAGGGAGUGGCUGGCAUCGGGAAAACAAUCUUAACACAAAAGUUCACUCUGGACUGGGCUGCAGACAAAGCCAACCAGGACAUCCAGUUCACAUUUACAUUCACCUUCAGAGAGCUAAAUAUGCUGAAAGAGAAAACGUACAGCUUGGUGGAACUUGUUCAUUUGUUCUUUAGUGAAACCAAAGAAGCAGGAAUCUACAGGUUUGAAGAGUUUCAGGUUGUGUUCAUCUUUGAUGGUCUGGAUGAGUGUCGACUUACUCUGGACUUCGUCAACACCGAGAUCCUGACUGAUGUUACAGAGUCCACCUCAGUAGGUGUGCUGCUGACAAACCUCAUCAGGGGGAAUCUGCUUCCCUCUGCUCGCCUCUGGAUAACCACACGACCUGCAGCAGCCAAUCAGAUCCCUCCUGAGUGUGUUGACAUGGUGACAGAGGUCAGAGGGUUCACUGACCCUCAGAAGGAGGAGUACUUCAGGAAGAGAUUCAGAGAUGAUGAUAAGGCCAAAAGAAUCAUCUCCCACAUCAAGACAUCACGAAGCCUCCAGCUCAUGUGCCACAUUCCAGUUUUCUGCUGGAUCACUGCUACAUUUCUGGAGAAGGGGUUGAAGACCAGAGAGGGAGGAGAGCUGCCCAAGACCCUGACUGAGAUGUACAUCUACUUCCUGGUGGUUCAGUCCAAACGGAAAAAUGUAAAGUAUGAUGGAGGAGAUGAGAAGGAUUCACACUGGAGUCCAGACACCAGGAAGAUGAUCGAGUCUCUGGGAAAACUGGCUUUUGAGCAGCUGCAGAAAGGCAACCUGAUCUUCUAUGAAUCAGACCUGACAGAGUGUGGCAUCGAUAUCACAGCAGCCUCACUGUACUCAGGAGUGUUCACACAGAUCUUUAAAGAAGAGAGAGGACUGUACCAGGACAAUGUGUUCUGCUUCGUCCAUCUGAGUGUUCAGGAGUUUCUGGCUGCUUUUCAUGUCCAUCUGACAUUCACCAACUCUGGAGUCAACCUGCUGGCAGAAGAACAAACAACAUCAAUACAGUUCUACGAGAGUGCUGUGGAUGAGGCCUUCCAGAGUCCAAAUGGACACCUGGACUUGUUCCUCCGCUUCCUCCUGGGUCUUUCACUGGAGACCAAUCAGAAUCUCCUACGAGGUCUCCAGACACAGACAGGAAGUAUGUCAGAGACAAACAAGAAAACAGUGGAGUACAUCAAGAUAAAGAUUAAUGUUUAUCGGUCUGCAGAGAGAAACAUCAAUCUUUUUCACUGUCUGAAUGAACUGAAUGAUGGUUCUCUAGUGGAGCAGAUCCAACAGUCCCUGAGUUUAGGACGUCUCUCCACAGAUAAACUGUCUCCUGCUCAGUGGUCAGCUCUGGUCUUCAUCUUACUGUCAUCAGAAAAAUAUCUGGACGUGUUUGACCUGAAGAAAUACUCUGUUUCAGAGGAGGCUCUUCUGAUGCUGCUGCCAGUGGUCAAAGCCUCCAAUAAAGCUCUACUGAGUGGCUGUAACCUGUCAGUGAGAAGCUGUGACGCUCUGUCGUCAGUACUCAGCUCCCAGUCCUCUAGUCUGAGAGAGCUGGACCUGAGUAACAAUGACCUGCAGGAUUCAGGAGUCAAGCUGGUGUCUGCUGGACUGAAGAGUCCAGACUGCAGGCUGCAAACUCUCAGUCUGUCAGGCUGUAUGAUCUCAGAGAAAGGCUGUAUUUCUCUGGCCUCAGCUCUAAGCUCCAAUCCCUCCCAUCUGAGGGAGCUGGACCUGAGCUAUAAUCAUCCUGGAGACUCAGGAGUGAAGCUGCUGUCCACAGGACUUAAUGAUCCUAACUGGAGACUGGAAACUCUCAGGAUGGACAAUAGUGGACCGCAGUGGUUAAAACCUGGUGUGAGGAAGUAUGUCUGUCAGCUGGAACUGGACACAAACACAGUAUACAGACACCUCAAACUGUCUGACAACAACAGGAAGGUCACAAUAGUGGAAGAGGAUCAGCCAUAUCCUGAUCAUCCAGAGAGGUUUGACCCCUGUCCUCAGCUGCUGUGUAGAGAUGGUCUGACUGGUCGCUGUUACUGGGAGGUGGAGAGGAGAGGAAAGGUUUCUAUAUCAGUGAGUUACAGAGGAAUCAGCAGGAGAGGAGACAGUGUUGACUGUGUGUUUGGAUGGAAUGAUCAGUCCUGGAGUCUGUUCUGCUCUGAUGAUGGUUACGCUUUCUGGCACAAUAUGAUACUAUCCUCCAUCUCCUCCUCCUCUGUCUCUGAUAGAGUAGCAGUGUAUGUGGACUGUCCUGCUGGCUCUCUGUCCUUCUACUCAGUCUCCUCAUCUGAGUCACUGAUCCUCCUCCACACCUUCAACACCACAUUCACUCAACCUCUUUAUCCUGGGUUCACAGUCUGGCCUCGUUCUGGUGCCUCAGUGUCUCUGUGUCCUCUGCAGGAUCAGCUGCUGAACUCAAAGUUCAGUCUGUUCACCAUCACACACACUCUGCACUGA
This is a messenger RNA of Perca flavescens (yellow perch), 3030 nucleotides long. Its product is annotated as NACHT, LRR and PYD domains-containing protein 3. Lineage: Eukaryota; Metazoa; Chordata; Actinopteri; Perciformes; Percidae. Bases 1 to 3030 code for a protein of 1009 amino acids. Gene Ontology annotation, molecular function: protein binding. The transcript has 6 exons. The record is from RefSeq and is a predicted model, not a curated record.